Molecule: messenger RNA, 2408 nt
Organism: Odobenus rosmarus divergens (Pacific walrus)
Lineage: Eukaryota; Metazoa; Chordata; Mammalia; Carnivora; Odobenidae
Gene: BAG5
Product: BCL2-associated athanogene 5
Exons: 2
Coding region: 237-1580 (447 amino acids)
Biological process (GO): regulation of inclusion body assembly; negative regulation of protein ubiquitination; protein stabilization
Cellular component (GO): cytosol; membrane; nucleus
Molecular function (GO): adenyl-nucleotide exchange factor activity; protein-folding chaperone binding
Source: RefSeq, a predicted model, not a curated record
GAGACGCCCGGAGCGGCCGCUGCGGCCAGUAGCUGCCGCGCCACCGCCGGCCCCUUCACCGGCCGCCCGGUUCAGACCUAGCCGGCAGGGGUGAGAGGGAUGCAGCUCGGGGCCCAGCUCCGGUGCCGCACCCCGUAAAGGGCUGACCUUCCACCUCGCCACCUCACCCACGGGAAGCCAAGACCAAACCAGCUUAGACCUCUUCUGGUGCUUGUAAAACCGAACACAGCAAAAGUAUGGAUAUGGGAAACCAACAUCCUUCUAUCAGUAGGCUUCAGGAAAUCCAAAAGGAAGUAAAAAGUAUAGAACAGCAAGUAAUUGGCUUCAGUGGUCUGUCAGAUGACAAGAAUUACAAGAAACUGGAGAGGUUUCUAACGAAACAACUUUUUGAAAUAGACUCUGUAGAUACUGAAGGAAAAGGAGAUAUUCAGCAAGCGAGGAAGAGGGCAGCACAAGAGACAGAGCAUCUUCUCAAAGAGUUGGAGCAGAAUGCAAACCACCCACACCGGAUCGAAAUACAGAACAUCUUUAAAGAAGCCCAGUCCCUGGUGAAAGAGAAGAUUGUGCCAUUUUAUAGUGGGGGCAACUGUGUAACUGAUGAAUUUGAAGAAGGCAUCCAGGAUAUCAUCCUGAGGCUGACACACGUCAAAACUGGAGGGAAGAUCUCCUUGCGGAAAGCGAGGUAUCACACUUUAACCAAAAUCUGUGCAGUGCAAGAGAUCAUUGAAGACUGCAUGAAAAAGCAGCCUUCUCUGCCACUUUCCGAGGAUGUGCAUCCUUCAGUUGCCAAAAUCAACUCGGUGAUGUGUGAGGUGAACAAGGCCAGGGGCACUCUGAUUGCACUUCUGAUGGGAGUGAACAGUAAUGAGACUUGCAGGCACUUAUCCUGUGUGCUCUCGGGCCUGAUUGCGGAUCUGGAUGCUCUGGAUGUGUGCGGGCGUACGGAAAUCAGAAAUUACCGGCGGGAGGUUGUGGAAGAUAUCAACAAAUUAUUGAAAUAUUUGGAUUUGGAAGAGGAAGCAGAUACUACUUAUGCAUUUGAUCUGGGACAGAAUCAUUCCAUUUUAAAGAUAGAAAAGGUCCUCAAGAGAAUGAGAGAAAUAAAAAAUGAACUUCUUCAAGCACAAAAUCCUCCUGAAUUAUACCUGAGCUCCAAAACAGAAUUGCAGGGUCUGAUUGGACAGUUGGAUGAGAUCAGUCUCGAGAAGAACCCUUGCAUCCGGGAAGCUCGGAGAAGAGCGGUGAUUGAGGUGCAAACCCUGAUAACCUACAUUGACUUGAAGGAGGCCCUGGAGAAGAGGAAGGCGUUUGCUUGUGAGGAGCACCCGUCCCAUAAAGCGGUCUGGAACAUCCUUGGAAACUUGGCCGAGAUCCAGGGCGAAGUUCUUUCAUUUGAUGGGAACCGAACUGAUAAGAACUACAUCAGGCUGGAAGAGCUGCUCACCAAGCAGCUGCUGGCCCUGGACGCCGUCGACCCACAAGGAGAAGAGAAGUGUAAGGCUGCCAGGAAACAGGCGGUGAAGCUCGCCCAGAACAUCCUCAGCUAUCUCGACUUGAAAUCCGACGAAUGGGAGUACUAAACACUACCCAUCUCACAGUUGAUACUUCUUGUUUUGCACUUUAUACAUACUUCUAUGUAUUUAUAGAGAGCUUUCAGUUCGUUGAGCCUAAAUGUGAUUUAUACAUGCAGAUUUCAAACUCCAUUUUUAUGAUUUAAGCAAAUUAUAUUCAGUAUCUCUGCUGCUUUUGAUGUUGCCGAACAAAUGUCAUUACAGCACGUUAACUUUUCCAUUUGGAUCAUUAUCUGUAUGUUGUGGUGUGGUUUUGGGGGGUUUUUUUAAUCAGAAAAUGGAACGGGCAGCUUUUGUCAUUUUUAAGUGGGUUGUGGAAGCAUUGAAAUGCAGAUCGUUCAGGAUCUACAUACAGACAUAACCUGAUAGAGCACUAGAACAAUUAUGAGAAAGGGGGAAAUUUUUGGUUAGGUAGAAGUAAGGUCCAAACACAAAAGCAAACAAUGAUAUGUUCUAUUAUGCUACAUAAAGCAGAAAGGUUUGGGUUUUUUUUCUCUGUUUCUAAGGCCUGAUUGGUCCAACCCAAGUUAAUAGGGUGGGGGUUUUUUUGUUUUCAGAUUUUCUGUUUUUUCAUAAGCAUUUUUUGUUUGGAAAAUGGUGUCUGUAUUUUCCCCCAUACUCUUCAUUUAGAGGAGAAAAUCUUAUGUGCAACAGAAAAUUAUGAAAAUUAAUAGCAAAAAAACCUUUUGAGACAGCACUGAAGAAGGGAUAAAACACCAACUAAUUACCUUCAAGAUUUUGUUGUAAACUCUGAAUUUACAAGUUUCUUCCGUAGUCAUCAGUAAGGAUGGGAACAUUUAAGUGAAGUUAGGAGAUCUUUUAAAAAAAGAAAAAAAG